AUGGAGCCUCUGGUUGGGGUUUUGAUGGGUUUCAUUCUGGCGGUGGCCUCAUCGGCGCAGAACAACUGUACCUGUGCGACCAACAAGUGGGCAGUAUGUGCCCAGGAUGGACCUGAGAACUGCACCUGCACGCUGGUAGGUUCAAAUCGCAAGGUCGACUGUUCAACGCUGACUUCCAAAUGCUUGCUGAUGAAGACAGAAAUGAUGCCCCUGAAGGAGAAGAGCUUCCAGGCCCAAACCCAUUGGCUGUUAGAUACCGAUGGCAUUUACAGUCCAGACUGUGAGGACAGUGGGAUCUUCAAACCUAAGCAGUGCAGUGAAGUCGAUACUUGCUGGUGUGUGAACACUGCCGGAAUUAGAAGAACCGAAAAAGGUGACAAAAGCCUGAGCUGCGACAAACUGGUUAGAACGAGCUGGAUCUGCAUUGAACUGAGGCACAAAAAAAGGUCCAGUGCCUUCGAUGUUCCCGAUAUAGCAGCCGCCCUGAAUCAUCUGUUUGAGAGCCGAUACAAACUGCACCCCAGGUACAUCACAGACAUCAAGUACGAUCCCCCACUCAUCCAAAUCCACCUGAACCAGCACGAGAAAUCUAGGUGCGAUGUAGACAUAGCUGAUGUAGCCUAUUACUUCGAAAAAGAUGUAAGAGAUGACUCCAUCUUUCAUUCUAACAGUCCAUUAACUAUCUCUGUCAAUGGAGAUGCUUUGGAUAUUGAAAAAUUACGGAUUUACUAUGUUGACGACAAACCUCCAGAGUUUCACAUGAGACAACUGGUUACUGGCGUCAGUGCCGUAGUGACAACGGUGAUACUGACUGCUAGCGUGGGCAUCACUGUCCUGGUUAUUCUGAAAUGGCUGCGGACAAGAAAUUAUGAGAAAUUUGAGAUUAAAGAAAUGGAUGAAAUAAGAGCACCAAGCUCACAGCUGCCCUGA
This is a messenger RNA of Apaloderma vittatum (bar-tailed trogon), 930 nucleotides long. It is a transcript of the gene TACSTD2, whose product is annotated as tumor-associated calcium signal transducer 2. The coding region runs from base 1 to 930 and encodes 309 amino acids. Gene Ontology annotation, cellular component: membrane. The record is from RefSeq and is a predicted model, not a curated record. NCBI's taxonomy places the organism in Eukaryota, Metazoa, Chordata, Aves, Trogoniformes, Trogonidae. The transcript has a single exon.